Bipolaris maydis ATCC 48331 is the source of this 1086-nucleotide messenger RNA. RefSeq names its product carbon-nitrogen hydrolase. The record is from RefSeq and is a predicted model, not a curated record. Gene Ontology annotation, molecular function: beta-ureidopropionase activity. Lineage: Eukaryota; Fungi; Ascomycota; Dothideomycetes; Pleosporales; Pleosporaceae.
AUGGAUUCAAACAACGUAUUGGACAAACCAAGGCUGUUGACUGUUGCCGCAGCACAGAUGGGCCCAGUCAAGAGCCUCUCAACACCCAGAUUAGAAACUCUACGCCGCAUGCUCAAACUGCUCGAGAAAGCCGCUGAGAAAAACGUCAAGCUUUUGGUAUACCCAGAGCUAGCUUUCACAACGUUCUUCGCUUCCUAUAUUAUCAGAGAUCCAGAAGAACUUGCCAAAUUUUUCGAGCAAGCGUCCCCCUCAGACCCCUACGCCUUCGUCAACUCUCCAAACAUCAAACCCCUCAUCGACCGCACAAAUGAGCUAGAAAUCGACCUCUACUUCGGAUUCGGCGAGCGCUGGGUUGAUGCCACCAAAACGGCAGAUUUCAAUACGGCGGUGUACUACUCGGCGUCGCAGCGCAAGUGUUUAGCAAAGUACCGAAAAGUGCACCUUCCAGGACGGAAAGAGCCACUUACGACCCCAGGAUUCACUCAGCAGCUCGAGAAGCGGUAUUUCACAGUCGGAGAUCUGGGUUUUCAAGCUUUCCGCGCACCAGGUCUGGUUGAAGGUGCAUUAAAAGCCAAAGACGCUGAUGCAACCACUAUAUCAAAGGAAAACCAAGGGAAGGGCGAUCCCAUUAUCGGAAUGCUUUUGUGUAAUGAUCGUCGAUGGGCCGAAGCAUGGAGAUGUUACGGAUUACAGGGUGUUGAGCUGCUACUAGAGGGCUACAACACAACAGCAUUCGCCCCACAAUACGAAGGCACUCCUGAAUGGCAAGAACAAGAAGCGCUCCACCACCACCGUCUCUCCUGCCAGGCCGGAAGCUAUCAAAAUGCCUGCUUCAGCAUUCACUCUGCCAAAGCCGGUAUAGAAGAUCACGGCUCACUCAUCGGCGGGUCAAGUAUUGUCGACCCCAACGGCCAUAUUAUUGCCGAGGCAAAAACAAAGGAAGAUGAGCUUGUGCACGCGACGAUUGAUCUAGCAAAAUGCAGGAAGGGGAAAGGCCGGGUUUUUGCGUUUGAUGACCACCGGAGAACGGAGCAUUAUACAAGGUUGUUGGAGCAGACAGGGGUAGUAGAGCCAGAGCUUUUGUAG